This is a messenger RNA of Scylla paramamosain (green mud crab), 3109 nucleotides long. RefSeq names its product kinesin-like protein KIF12. The record is from RefSeq and is a predicted model, not a curated record. Gene Ontology annotation, cellular component: microtubule associated complex. Gene Ontology annotation, molecular function: microtubule motor activity; ATP binding; microtubule binding. The transcript has 21 exons. Lineage: Eukaryota; Metazoa; Arthropoda; Malacostraca; Decapoda; Portunidae. Gene Ontology annotation, biological process: mitotic spindle organization; microtubule-based movement; spindle elongation. Bases 302 to 2629 code for a protein of 775 amino acids.
UUGGGGGGCGAGGCAGCAAGGAGGCGAGGGUCGGAGGGAGGGACAGGGCGCGUCGGCAGUCUUCUCUCAACUAUUGGAGGGUGCAUACGUUGCUGUCGUGUGUCCAUCGCAAGAACCUCUGAGAAGGCGUGUGUGAGGCGUGGGCAUGAGAUGACCGCUGGAAGAGUCCUGGGGCCACACGUUGCCUCCACGCCCCGACCACCAAGCCCCGACCACCACGCCCUAACCGACGCCCCUAACACCACGCCCUCAGUGACGCGCCCUCAGUGACAUCCAGGGCCGCAAAGGACUUAACGCUAACAUGGGGGAGCGCCGAGCUAACCGCCGCGGGGACUCUCCUGGCUCAAGGGAAUCCGUCAGAUCCGGUGGUUCUUCACAAGGCUCCGACAGUCUCAAUAGCAGCAAGGGCUUCACGGGGCACAGCACGUUGCCCUCCUCCAGCGAAGGGAUGGGGUCUGCCUCCUCCCUGGACCAGACGAUGACAAGGUCCCUGGGCUCCCGCGGCUCCCUGUGUGACGAGGGAGCCGACGAGUGUGACAACAUCAACGUGGUGGUGAGGUGCCGCCCUUUGAACGAGAAGGAGAAGCAGAGGUGUGAUGAAAUGUGCCUUCGAUUUCCUGGGGAGGGACAAGCUUGGGUUAACAUGGACAAUAUGAAUGGGCAGGCGGUGCAGAAACCCAAAGUGUUCACCUACAACGUGGUGUUCGAGCCCGAGGCCACGCAGGAGGACGUGCUGGCCCACUCCGGAGUGAAGAGGCUACUGGACAUGGCUAUCGACGGCUUCUCCUGCACCGUGUUCUGCUACGGCCAAACGGGAUCCGGCAAGACCCACACUCUCACCGGUCCCCCGCACCUGUACUACCAGCCCACCACCGCCUCCUCCAGGGCCCGCAAGACCAGACAGCCGCCUAAUUACUUCGUGUUCGAUAAUGGCACCAGCAUGUUCUCUGAGAGUCACGGGCUCAUCUUCAGGUCCUUCGUGUACCUCUUCAACCAGAUACAGAACAGAGACGACAUGGAGUUUACCCUCACGGCUUCCUACCUGGAAAUUUAUAAUGAGAAGGUAAUUGACCUCCUCAACAUCGGGACCAACACUAAGCCUCUGCAGGUUCGCUGGAGUAAGAAGAAACGAGGCUUCUUUGUGGAGAACCUGUUUGAGAUCGAGUGUUCUGAGCUGGAUGACCUGUUGGCGGUCCUCGAGGAAGGUUUGAGAAACCGGGCGGUGGCGUCACACAACAUGAAUGAGUACUCCUCCCGCAGCCACACCAUCCUCACUGUCAACAUUACGUCAGAGCAGAAGGCGGAUGAUGGCGUUUACCUCACAAAGAAUGGCAAGAUCAAUUUUGUGGAUUUGGCUGGUUCAGAAAUGACCAAGAAGACAAACUCUGAGGGCAAGACUCUUGAAGAAGCCAACAACAUCAACAAGUCUCUCAUGGUGCUUGGGACGUGCAUCGCUGCCUUGUCUGACCACCGCAGGAAGGACGGACACAUACCUUACAGAGACUCUAAACUAACUAAGCUUUUAGCAGACAGUCUAGCUGGAAAUGGAGUCACUCUUAUGAUUGCCUGUGUGUCACCUGCCAAAUCCAACAUCAGUGAGACACUCAACACCCUCCGCUAUGCCUCGAGGGCCAAGCGUAUCCGAACUAAACCUCUUAUCAUUAUGGACCCAAAGGAGAAGGUGAUCCUGAGUCUGCAACGGGAAGUGAGUCUCCUGCGGGAGGAGAAUGCUCACCUCAAGAUGCUCAUUGACCUUGGGGAAAAUGGUGUGCCACAGGAGGGCCCUCAGCAGCUUAAUGGCCAUCUUGCAGCAGAGGCCAAUGGGGUAGACUUGGCAGAACAUGUGGCUGCAGUUGGGGGACGGCCAGUGCCAGGCAUAAUGUCCCGCCAAGGCUCCUUCAGGAUAGACAAGGACAAGCUGGAGACACUGGACAACCAGGAGUUAGUGAAGUUGGUGCAGCAGUACAUGGCCUCCUACAGCAAUAUCAGGAGAGAAAACAAGGAGCUGCAGCAAGUGUCAGCAGCCUUGGUGAAGGACCAGGAGCUGGUGUGCCGGGAGAAUGAGCGGCUCCUUCGCAAGCUUGAGGACGUCAACAGGAAGGUGGCAAACACAGAACCCAGUGCACAGAACGAGAGGCUAGAUGACAAUGUAUGUCGCCGCUCACCCAUCAUCCCCGCCCAGCCUGCGGUGAAUGGGGAAGACCUUUUAAAUGCGUCUUUGAGUGGCAGCAUCUUCUACAGGAGUGGAGGAACCCCUGGUUCCUUCAUAUCCCGAUCCCUGCCUUCCUCCUCUUCCUCCUCCUCUCAGGUGUGGGUCAACCCACUGAAUGAAACCCAAGGGAAGAACGCUGGCUCGGCUCCCUCCAGCAGUGGUACUGGUGAGGGUGGUGGCCGGUCACACCACCUCCCCGAGUCCAUCAAUAAGGAACUGGAGAAGAGGAGAAUUGGCAAAAGCCUGACUGAUCUCACAGGAACUGGAGGCCCUGGAAAGAGUAGUGGAGGCAGACGAAACAGCUGGGAUGAGAGGAAUGAGAGGAAGAAUCCUGUGAAGAGCAAGAGCAUAUCACCAGGCAUGGCCAAUGGCAGAAGGUCUCUUCUGCCUCGACUUCUAGCGCCAAUUAGAAGUUAGCAGCCGGCCUCAUGAAGGUCUUCACUUGUCUCCGUCCACCUGUGAUGUGUUGAGCUUGGCAGUAAUGCCAUCAGCUCCUCCUCCACUGGCUGGUGUCACUUCACACUGGUAAUGGAGGUGCUGCAUGCCAGCUCAUACCAUCACUAUAAUUAAUAAUCUCUAUAUAGACAUCAGUAUAUAUAUAUACGUAUCAUCCUCUGACGUCAUCUUGUCAUUACAAAGCUGUGUUGUGGAGCACCAGCGACCUCAUGUCAACAUGUACUGCUGCAUCGCAUCACUCAGAAUGAGUCAGACCAUCCAUUUAAAGUUUUAUUGUGUUUCUCAUUUCUAUAUUUUCAUAUUCAUUUUUGGGGGAAUAAUUUUGGAAGUGAGAGAUAAUAAUGAUUAUAUACACAUUUCAUUCCAUGUAAUCUUUCGUUCAUUAAGUUGUCACUUCUUAUAAGCCAGAGGUUUGUACAGAAGAUAAAGGACUGCAUUAAG